Messenger RNA from Pectinophora gossypiella (pink bollworm), 7119 nucleotides. Its product is annotated as fatty acid synthase-like. The transcript has 40 exons. Gene Ontology annotation, molecular function: fatty acid synthase activity; 3-oxoacyl-[acyl-carrier-protein] synthase activity; oxidoreductase activity. The record is from RefSeq and is a predicted model, not a curated record. Lineage: Eukaryota; Metazoa; Arthropoda; Insecta; Lepidoptera; Gelechiidae. Gene Ontology annotation, biological process: fatty acid biosynthetic process. The coding region runs from base 62 to 7039 and encodes 2325 amino acids.
GGAGAGUGCACUUGUAGGAACUACUUUGUUAAGUAAUAAUCUAACAAAAUUGUCUUAAACAAUGGCUCCGACCCCUCAAGAAUUAGGGGGCCAGGAUAAACCCAGAUGUGGGACCACACCGAGGCCCCCACCCGGAGAAGAAGUGGUCAUAAGUGGAAUAUCAGGAGUUUUCCCAAGUUCAAAAAAUACAACGCAGUUUGCGGAAAAUCUAUUCAACCAGGUGGACAUGGUGACAGAAACCGACCUGAAUUUCCACCACCCUGAGGCUCCGAAGCAUUUUGGAAAAGUCGAUGGCGUGAAAAAAUUCGAUGCCCAGUUCUUCAGAGUCACAUACAGUCAUGCUUUGUCCAUGGAGCCUAUGAGCAGAAUGCUGUUGGAACAGGCGUAUCAAGCCAUGUAUGAUUCAGGUAUCAACCCUCUCGCAUAUAAAGGCAAGAAAGUUGGUGUAUUUGUUGGGUCCUCAUACAGUGAUACCAGUAAUGUCGCCAUGUUUAGCUCUUAUAAACAGAAAGGCUUUGUUUUGAGUGGAUGCGGUAAAAGUAUGUUCUCCAAUCGAAUAUCCUACUGGAUUGAUGCCAAAGGUCCUUCGUAUACCCUGGACUGUGCUUGCGCCAGUUCAAUGGUAUGCCUCGAGCAUGCAUACAAUGCUAUGACCAAAGGAGAAUGUGAGGCAGCCGUUAUAGGUGGCUGCAAUUUGUGCUUUGAACCUCACUUGGGAUUGAAUUUGAGAAAGAGUGGCCUGGUGAGCAAAGACGGAAGAACGAAGUGUUUUGAUAAGCACGGCGAUGGACCAGUUAGAUCUGAAGCUAUCACUUGUCUCUUUCUACAGAAAGCUAAAGACGCUAGAAGAGUAUACGCAGAAGUAUAUUAUGCACAAGUUACUUAUGGCUUAAAAGAAGAUGCUCAAUUUCUACCUCUACGCCGAUCACAGGAUUUGGAACAUUUGUUCAAAAAGUUUUAUUCUGAAAUCGAUGUUUCACCAAAAGAAGUCGAAUACGUUGAAGCCGAUGGAUCAGCCAUAGCAGAAUCAGAUACUAAUGAACUUAUAGCUAUUAGUAAUACAUUUGUCAAUGACAGACCAGUUAAAAUUGGAAGUGUUAAAUCAAACAUGGGAAAUAGCGAACCUGCAUCGGGGUUAUGCGCUCUCACGAAGGUCUGUCUAGCAUACCAUGAGGGCAAACUACCAGGCAACUUACAUUAUUCUGAGCCUGUAGACGUCCCUGCUUUGAAAAAUAGAAAACUUGAAGUGGUUCAAGAUAAUGCAUCUUUUGGGAGAGGUUAUACAGCUGUCAACAACUUUUCAAUAAAUGGCACAAACUGUCACGUCCUAUUAAAAGGACAUUUUAAACCAAAGGAUACUUCAAAGUACAAAAGUAACAUUCCACGGCUAGUUUUAAUAUCAGGCAGGCAAGAAGCUUGCGUUGAAAAAAUUAUAAACAUUUUAAAGAGUCAACCUAUAGACCCUGAGGUCAUUGGCAUGAUGCAUAACAUUUACAAAAUUGACACACCUGGACACACGUGCAGAGGUUAUACUAUACUUGAUACAAAUGAAAACAAUGAAACAAUAAGUCUUAAGGAUAGCGCAGAACACUACCCCGGGUUGAAACGCCCGUUAUGGUUAGUGUUCAGUGGUAUGGGAUCUCAGUGGCCAGGCAUGGCAGCUGACCUAAUGAGGAUACCAGCAUUUGCAGGUGCUAUUUAUAAGUGCCAUACAGCUCUUAAACCUUUGGGUGUUGACUUGAUCCGAGUGCUUACUGAACCUGACAAAACUAUCUUCGAUAACAUUCUCAACUGCUUUAUUGGUAUAUCCGCAGUACAAAUAGGUCUUACUGACGUCUUAAAAGAACUCGGGAUUGUACCUGACUAUGUCAUUGGUCACAGUCAAGGAGAAAUGGGAUGUGCAUAUUUUGACGAUUGCUUCACUACUGAAGAUAUGAUCCUCGCGGCAUACAGUCGCGGCAUCGUGUCCGUUGAAACUUCUUUCGUCAAAGGCGCUAUGGCUGCUGUGGGAAUGGGCUACAAAGAUAUUUUCCCGCUCUGUCCACCAGAAAUCGACGUAGCAUGUCAUAAUAGCAGUGAAUCUGCCACGUUAUCGGGACCAGCUGAUGUAUUGAAAGAAUUCGUUGCUGAAUUGACGGCCAAAGGAAUCUUUGCUAGGGAAGUGCCAAGUGCCAAUAUUCCAUUCCAUUCCAGAUAUAUCGCUCAUGCUGGUCCCGCCUUCAAACAGCGCUUAGGGGCUAUUAUUAAGAAGCCGAAAUUAAGAAGUGAAAAAUGGAUUUGUACAUCUGUGCCGCAAGAUAAAUGGGAUGAGCCGUUAGCAAAAUAUUCUUCGGCAGAUUAUCACACUAACAAUCUGAUGAGUCCAGUAUACUUUGAAGAGGCAUCAAAGCUUAUACCAGACAAUGCGGUUGUCGUAGAAGUGGCUCCUCACGGUUUGCUCCAAGCGAUUCUGAAAAGGUCUCAUCCGGAGUGUACCCACAUACCAUUGACAAGAAGAGGAACAACGGAACAAAUAAAAUUCCUAUUUGAAGCAUUUGGAAAGCUUUACCAAGAAGGCUAUAAUUUCCAAAUGGAUGCAUUGUACCCAAAAAUUGAAUAUCCUGUGGCAACCGAAACACAGAUGCUUUCUCAUUACGUUGAUUGGGAACACAGUGAGGAGUGGCCUGAAGUGGUUGUUCACAAUAACGAUAAAAUAACAACCGCCACUCGUGAGUUAGUCAUGUCAGUGCACGACGAUGAAUACAAAUACAUUUCUGAAUAUAUAAGAGAAGGGAACAACGUUUUUCCUGAAUCUGCAAUGUUGUUCUUAGUUUGGGAAACAUUAGCCAUGUAUAUGGGAGUCAACUACAAAGAACUGUCUGUGGUUUUCAGAGAAGUACAAUUUCAUGGCGAAGCAAUAAUUCAACCAGAAGAGGCAUUUAAGAUUAAUAUUAAUAUUAGUAAAGGAAACGAUUACUUUGAGGUCAGCCAAUAUGGGAUAACCUUAGCAAACGGCUAUGUUUCUGAAAUUGUGAAGCCUAAAUUUAUACCUCUGAAAGAUGUGGAACAAAAUGAUGAAGAUGUUAAUCUCACAUCUGAUGAUGUGUACAAACAUUUACAUGCUAAAGGAUUAACCUACAAGGGUGAGUUCCAGUCUGUCAUCAAAACGAACUUCAGACGUACACAAGCGCAGAUUAAAUGGAACGACAACUGGAUUACGUUCCUUGACGCUUUAAUACAACUGAAUAUAUUAUCAAGAGAUUACGAUGGUGUUACUAAACCUAAGAUCAUCAAAAAAAUAACUAUCAGUAUAGACGAUUUUAAGAAAGUAACUGAAAAUAAUUAUGAAGAUUACUACGAUGCCCAGUUGUACAGUAUUUAUGAAGUUACCAGGUGUGCUGGUGUAGAAUUCAGAAACAUCAUUUUUGAAGAUAAACCAAUACAAAAGCAAGAACCAGAUGUUUUAGAAUCUAUAUCAUUUGUACCGCAUUCAAUUACUGGCAAAGUAAAUAUUGAAACAGCCCUUCAAAUAAAUCUACAAAUAAUUGCCGAUAAUGCACAUGAUGAAGUAAUAAAUGUAACAGAAGUUGUUACUAAAACAAACUCAGUUUUAUCUUAUGUUCUUGAACGAGUAGCUGAUAAUAUUGCUAAUAUAAAUAUUAAAGUGAACACUGUCGAUAUUGAAAAAGUAAAUCAAGCUAUCGAAAAAUCUUCUGUAGUUGUUAUUCAAGACACAUUUAAUGAAAAGGUGACGAAUAAUAUCCUUAAUAAGAUUCGUAAAAAUGCAUUUAUUAUGGCUUUCGUUGAAAAUAUACAUACUUUUAAGAACGGCGUCUUCACUGUAGUGUCCUCAAUGUCUGUACAAAGCAAAAAUCUUUUGCUUUUGAAAAAGACGGGUUCAAAUAACGAUGUAACAUGUAUUUCAAUUGUUUCUGAUGAAAAGUUUGCUUGGAUCCCUAUCGUACAAAGUGAACUACAGAAGACAAAACGUGUUGUAUUAAUAUCCGAGAGGCAACCGCAUUGUGGAUUAUUUGGUAUAGUAAAAAAACUGAGAAAAGAGCAUCCGAACAAAAUCAGCUUGUUCCUAAUAGACGAUUAUUGUGCACCUACUUUUGACAAAGAAAAUCCUGUAUUUAAACAGCAACUACAGAAAAACUUGACUUUCAAUGUAUUUCACAAGGACCAAUGGGGAAGUUAUUAUUAUUUGCCACAUUCUGGUUCUGCAAUAGUCCAAAACAUUAAACUAGUCAAUGCAGUGCCUGGUGACACGGAUAGCCUGAAAUGGGCUGAAACACCUGCUAUCCCGGCUAACAACAAUUUGGUUCAGAUCUGCUACGCUGGACCAUCCAUUAGAGAUUCCCAAAAAGCUGUUGGUAUAGUACACGAUUCAACGUGUGAUUUUGGAAUGGAUUUCAGUGGAUUAGACACAAAUGGUGACAGAGUAAUGGGUGUUGUGCCUGGUGGAGCUCUUGGUAGCACUGUAAAGGCUGACCCACAUUUACUUUGGCCUGUGCCUGAACAUUGGAGUCUAGAAGAAGCGGCUACUGUACCUCUACCUUAUGCUCACGCAUUUUACUGUCUAGUUGUUAAAGGACAGUUGUUAAAAGGGCAGUCAGUUUUCGUAAACGGUGGAGCGGGUGCUCUUGGUCAAGCUAUUAUCUCCAUCUGUCUUGCCCUGGGUUGCACAAUAUAUACCUCCGUCAGUAAUCCACACAAGAAGCAAUUCUUAUUGAAAUUGUUUCCGCAAAUUGAUGCCAGAAAUAUCGGAUGUUCUAUAAAUGGCGACUUCCGUAAUAUGGUUAUUUUGAACACAAAGGGCCGACGUUGUGAUUUUGUCAUAAAUUGCGCCAGUGGAGCUUCUAGGGAGGCUGCGAUGAAAUGUGUAGCGGUGUGUGGUAUCUUCUUGGACAUCAGCCAAUACGACAUGAAGCAGAACAAACCGAUAGGAAUGUCUUACGUUGAAGGCGAAAGAAACUACUUAGCUGCUAACUUUUCGACUAUAUUCAAACCGGAAAACGUGAAUGAGAAGAAGAUGCUCCAAAUAAUAAUCGCCCAAGGUAUCGUAAACGGUACGGUCAGGCCACUUAGUCGGAUAGUUUACCCUACUACUGAUGUAUCAAGAGCCUUCAGAUUGUUAUCAGCAAACAAACACAGGGGCAGAGUCCUUAUAAGGAUAAAAGACGCUGAAGUCCCUACUAAAUGUCUCAACGUUAUUCCAAGAAUGACGUUCUCUUCGAAUGGAACGUACAUCGUAGUCUGCGAUGAAACCGAAUUAGGUAUUGAACUUGCAAACCGUUUAGUCAGACGAGGAGCGAGGAAACUUCUACUUCACUUGAAAUCCAAGCAAGUUUCUGGAUACAUACAUUUGAAAUUGGAAUCGUGGAGCAAACUUGGCACUUCAGUAAAAAUAUCAACGGAAAAAUUGCACUCGGAUAAAAAUUGUGUUCAACUAUUGAAUGACGCUGAGAAAAUGGGUCGAGUACAGGGCAUAUUCAUUAUUCAAGAAACAUCUUCACUUCUUGAAAGCUCAUUGAAACAGCAAGAAUUUGCUGAGAAAUAUGAAAGCGUAACGAAAGUGGUCGCAAACCUUGAUGUUUUAUCUAGGAACAAUUGUCCUGAACUGAGUGCCUUUGUGGUCGUCUCAAGGUCAUCACAAAACAUUGUUGAUGAAUACGUUGCGUCGGUGUCUGACAAAAUCUGCCAAGCCCGUCUCGGGGUGGGUCUGCCAGCGUUGGCGUUCAAAGUCGAACUCUUGGACGAGUUGACUUCCCAAGAUCAAUAUGAUACAAGUUUACAACCACAGAAUAUUGCAACAGUACUUAACGCAUUAGAAACAAGUUUGAGACAGAAAAACGGCAGCGUAAUAACAUACAACUUAAAAACGAAAAGAAAUUUGGAAUUUUUGGAAAAAGUUUCCAGAUGUUUAGGUGUCAAAAACAUAAUCGAGAUUGAUGAAACACUGACAGUAAAUAAUUUCAUCACCAGUGACGUUAAUAUUGAGGAAUUGAAAUCAAUAAUUAAGGAUACUUACAAAAUUGAAUUCAGUGUUGAAAAAUUAAAGAUUUUGUCUAUCGCCAGCAUUAAAUCUCUAUGUGAGACAUCUAAGAAGAUUAACAAAGUUGACAGUGGCCUAGGAGCAUUCUAUACAUUCGUUGAAGCCGAUGAAUACGUGGCUACUGAUGUUAUGAUACCUAUGCGUACAAUUAUAGAUAAAUAUAACGAGACCCAAGAAUUAGAUGAAAAAGCUGCCCAUCUUAUGUUGAUCCCAGGAUUUGAAGGACAUCAUCAAAUUUUUAAACCAAUAUGUGAGCGGCUUAAAAUAAGAGCUAUAACUUUCCAGCUAGGUCCGGAUUUAAUCACAGAGAGUAUCCAAGAUAUGGCUCUCAGUAUCUUGAAGUAUAUCAAGAAAACUUUUGUAUUUGAGUCUAAGUUUUAUCUUCUUGGCUACUCUUUUGGAGUCAACGUGGCUUUGGAAACAGCUGCUUUAUUGGAGAAAGAAGGUCGAGUUGGAGUUGUAUACUGUCUGGACAGUAGUCCCGAUGCUCUGAAAGUACAGUUAGAAGCUCACAUUGGUAAUUUAACAGAUAAUGAAAUUCAAACAUUUGUUAUUGAACAUAUGUUUGAACUGAUGACUGGAAGCAAGAAUGAUGAACUAAGUAAAGAACUUAAUAUUCUAGAGGAAUGGUCUGACAAAGUUGAUGUGUGCGUUAAGAAACUAAGAGGUUUAGUCACAUACACGACUGAAUAUAUAAAGACAGUACUUGAGUCAGCGUAUAGAAGAAUUCAAUUAGCUAGAGAUUACAAGCCUGAGCUUAAAUUAGAAUCUGAAUUGAUUCUUAUGAAAGGCAUACCUCAUCCUAAUGCAAAUACUCUAGAACAUGACUACAAUCUUUCAAAAUACAGUACGAAACCAGUCAAGGUAUUUGAAAUUGCAUCAAACCAUGCAACUGCUACUCAAGAUUGUAGAGUUGCAAAUAUUGUGAAUAAACUAUUAGAUCCAAAACUGUUAGAAGAAUUUAAAAAUAAGAACCUAUGUGAGACUUAUUUUGCUGAUUGUUGAACGUAUAUCUAAGUUAGUUAUUAAUACGGCCACUUAUUUUAAGCCUUAGAUUAAGUAAAUAAAAGUCGUGAGCUUGAUAA